Molecule: messenger RNA, 1470 nt
Organism: Fusarium tjaetaba
Lineage: Eukaryota; Fungi; Ascomycota; Sordariomycetes; Hypocreales; Nectriaceae
Product: non-ribosomal peptide synthetase
Exons: 2
Coding region: 1-1470 (489 amino acids)
Source: RefSeq, a predicted model, not a curated record
AUGUCUCCUCAACUCGAGACAGUUCUUUCGCUCAAUGAUUCAAUGUCUGAUCUUUCUUUACAGAGAGUGUCACACUGCGAUACGAACGCCCAAGAAUCUUUGGGUGGGAAAAUAGAGAAUGUGUCGAUUACUCUACCUCCAGUCACGCUGCCAGAUCAAAAGGGCUCAGAAAUGACACGCGACCUUCGAUACAAACACGCUUCGACUUACCGAAGAAUCUUCGCAUUCAUCUUCAUCACCAACUUGGCUGUGUUUAUUGCCCUUCUAGUCACCUCUAAAGCCAGUAUCUUAUCAAGAGAUGCCGCCAGCGCAGCUUCUGCAAAUCUCAUGGUGUGCAUCCUGUUUCGACAAGAAGAAUUCGUGAACCUUUGUUACGAAAUCGUCGUGCUGGCUCCUCAUUCGUGGCCGCUCUCUAUUCGGAAACGACUAGCCAAGGUCUUUCACUACGGAGGUUUCCAUAGUGGCGCCGGAGUAGCUGCUACUGCUUGGUACAUGGCCUAUACCAUCCUUGCCACUCAAGAAUGGGCUGCGGACAGACAAGAGUACAGACUUGUCAACAUGAUAACCGGUUGGAUUGUUGUUGCAAUGUUCCUCAUCAUUCUCGUCGCGGCUUAUCCCAGCAUUCGAAGAAAGUUCCACGAUCAUUUCGAAGCUUUCCAUCGAUUCGCCGGCUGGGUAUCUUUACUCGCGUUUUGGGUACAUAACAUUGUGUCAGCUCGUGUUACGGCACAUGAGUGGGACGAGUCAAUUGGUUAUGCUCUUGUACGAUCUCCCAACUUCUGGUGUAUCUGUGUUACGACCUCAUGCACGAUCGCAUCAUGGUCCCGACUGCGCCGCCGGGUUGUGUACCCCGAGAAGCUGAGCGAUCACGCCACUCGUCUUCACUUCAAGUACCGAGGAAUGAAACCCUUCUACGGUCUGAAGAUCAGCGACAAGCCCAUGACAGAGUGGCACGCGUUUGCUACCAUUCCCGAUAUCGAGCCGGAGUCUGGCAAGGUUGAAGGCUUCAGUGUUGUCGUUUCCAAUGCUGGAGAUUUCACCAAGAAGCAGAUCAUGAAUGACAGUGAGCGCAAGGUCUGGGUUCGCGGUGCCCCUCUUCACGGGCUUCUUUACACAUCAAAGCUCUUUCGUCGAAUCGUCAUUGUCGCUACUGGAUCUGGUAUCGGGCCUUGCCUUUCCCUUCUCCACGCCGAUGAGACCCCUCGCCGUGUCCUCUGGUCUACUCGUGAUCCUGAGAAGACAUACGGACCAACAGUUGUCGGUGCAGUUCAACGAGCUGAUCCAAAUGCAGUCAUUUGGAACACUACUGAGCGAGGUUAUCCGGAUAUUGUCCGUGAGACUUACCAACUUGUGGUGGAGUCUGAUGCAGAGGCAGUGUAUAUCAUCUCGAACCCCAAGGUCACUGAAAAGGUUGUUUUUGGUAUGCAAACACGUGGUGUCCCAGCAUAUGGAGCCAUCUUUGACUCUUAG